UGAGGGAAAAGGAGGAAGAUAUCCACGUAGCCUGUCUUACAUCGUAAUAGUCCUGCCGUGUAAUUAUUCUCAAUGUGUACGGUUAAUUGAAGACACGCUGCUUUAAAUUAAGCGGGUAACGGUGUUCAUAGUGGCGGGUGAAAGGGAAUAACCCACAUUAGUCCAGCUAGCUGUGAGGGAGAGGACUAAAAAUGGAGCUGGAAGACGGAGUGGUGUACCAGGACGACCCGGGGACAUCAGCGAUGAUGUCUGAGCGGGUAUCGGGCCUGGCCAACUCCAUUUACCGCGAGUUCGAGCGGCUCAUCGGUAAAUAUGACGAGGACGUGGUGAAGGAGCUGAUGCCGCUGGUCGUGGCUGUUCUGGAGAACCUGGACUCGGUAUUCGCGGAGAACCAGGAGCACGAAGUGGAGCUGGAGCUGCUGAAGGAGGACAACGAGCAGCUCAUCACCCAGUACGAGCGGGAGAAAGCGCUGAGGAAACACGCAGAGGAGAAGUUUAUCGAGUUUGAGGACACCCAUGAACAGGACAAGAAGGACCUGCAGAACCACGUGGACCGGAUGGAGUCUCACUCUAGACAACUGGAACUGAAGAUCAGGAACUACGCAGACCAGAUCGGCAGGUUAGAAGAACGAGAAGUGGAGCUGAAGAAGGAAUACAACUCUCUCCAUCAGAGACACACAGAGAUGAUUCACAAUUACAUGGAGCACGUAGAGAGGAUCAAAAUGCAGCAGAUCAGUGACACUUCAGAGACGAGCGCGGUCGGCCGAGUCAGGAGAGAGCGGCCUCUUUCUCUGGGGAUCUUCCCGUCAUCUGCCGGUACGUCUUUGCUCACCCCAGACCCCCAGGUCAGAUCAGAGACCCUCGGCACGGAGAGCUGGAGGUUCACUGACUCGACACAGCUGAGGUCUAACACCAGCCUCAAGGACUUUGUCGACCCCCCGAAGGAAAGGGAGGGUAAGAGUGCGCAGGACUCUUCUUGGGGGAAUUCACUGGCAGACGACUGCAAGGAUGAGCUGUCAGACUUCACCGGCUCCAAGUCGGUCACGCCGAUGUCCACCACAGCCUCCGACAUGGAGACCAGUAAGAGCACGGAGGUGCAGGCUGCACCGGGGACCAGAUCCAUAUCAGUGGGUUUGCCUGAAAACGAGGACAGCUCAGAUGUUCAGGACAUCAUUGAGUCCACGCCGGAGCUGGACAUGGAUCUAAUCGGUUACAAGCCCUGCAGCACCCCCACUAAAGGCAUUGAGAACAUGGCAUUCGACCGUAACACAGACUCUCUGUUUGAAGAGCUGUCGUCUGCAGGCACAGGCCUCAUCGGAGAUGUGGACGAAGGAGCCGACCUUCUAGACCUUAGUUUGAUUGGCAUGGGCAAAGAGGUGGAAAAUCUCAUUCAGGAGAAUUCACAACUCCUUGAGACAAAGAAUGCUCUGAACGUUGUGAAUAAAGACUUGAUAUUGAGGGUGGACGAGCUAACCUGUGAGAAGGAGAUGCUGCAGGGCGAGCUCGACGCCGUGCUGCAGGCCAGGGUGAAGCUGGAGGACAAGAACAAAGAACUGGAGGAGGAACUGAAAAAAGUGCGGCUGGAAAUGGAGGAAGUGAAACAGAAGAGUAAAGAUGAAGAAGAUAGUGACGUGCCUACGGCUCAGAGGAAGCGCUUCACCAGAGUGGAGAUGGCCCGAGUUCUGAUGGAGAGGAAUCAGUACAAAGAGAGACUGAUGGAGCUGCAGGAGGCUGUGAGGUGGACCGAGAUGAUCCGGGCCUCGAGAGAAAAUCCAACACUAACAGAGAAGAAGAAAUCCAGCAUCUGGCAGUUCUUCAGCAGACUGUUUAGCUCCUCCUCCAGCUCUCCCGCCAUAAAGAAGGUCGACUCCCAGUCCAACGUGAAGUACAACGCACCGGGCAGCCUGGUGAAGAGGAGCAGCACCUUCUCCCAGUUCCCCACAGAGAAGUCCAAGACCUUCGACUUCCUCAAUGAAGAAAAGGACCAGUGCAGCUCCCCGUCACGUAAAGAGCAGAAGAGAGCUCAGUACAGGCAGGUGAAGGCCCACAUGCAGAAGGAGGAUGGCCGAGUCACUGCACACGGCUGGAGCCUGCCCAGCAAAUAUAAGGUGGCCAAUGGCGGACAAGUAGAGAACAAGAUGAACUUACCUGUGCCAGUGUACUUGAGACCUCUGGAUCAGAAAGAUGCUUCUAUGAAGCUGUGGUGUGCUGCAGGAGUCAACAUGUCUGGAGGGAAAGCAUCGUCAGAGCUCAGUAAACAGACGAAGGGUUCUCAGAGCAGCCUGGAUCAGUUAGAGCAGGAGAGUAAGGAGGAGAAAGGGGAGCAGGAGAAGGAGCUGGUGGUUCAGGAUGAGACAUCCAGCAGGGUGUGGGUUUGCACCAGCACGCACUCCUCCACCAAGGUGAUGGUGCUGGACGCCAGUCAGCCCUCAGACCUCCUUGAUAGCUUCUACGCCUGCAACACCCACGUGGUCUGCAUUGCUAGUGUGCCAGGUGUCUUAGAGACUGAUUAUCCUGCAGGAGAGGAGGUUCCCCAGGACCUGGAGGCUAGCCAAGGUGACGGCGUGUCUCUGGCCGGCAGUGUGGCCAGUGUGGGCUCAACAGGCAGCGACGGUGCCAUGGCAGCAGAGGGAACCACCGCCAUCCCCCAGACAGCCUCUUCAGGUGUCAGCGACCAGCCAGCUGAGCACAGCGGGAUCUCUGGCUCAGUGGAGCUGUCGAGAGAGACCAGUCCAACAGAAGACGGCGUCCCUACAGCCGAGGAGGCCACAGAGGCGACGGAGGCUAACGCUGGCGUGGGCGAAGAAGGAGAGGAGGAACAGGCAGUGGAUCCAAACCAGCCAGGGAUCUACACCGAGCACGUGUUCACCGAUCCACUGGGGGUGGGACCCACAGACCCCUCACCUGCUGACACCCAGAGGGGCUCGGGGCAGGACGGUGUCACUUCCCUGCCUGAAGAGUGCGACCCUUCGGAGGGAGAGGUCCUGAGGAUGAGCAGCGCCCUCCCCACCAUGUGGCUGGGAGCUCAGAACGGAUGUCUGUAUGUUCACUCUUCUGUGGCUCGAUGGAGAAAAUGUCUGCAUGCCAUCAAGCUGAAAGACUCCAUCCUCAGUAUAGUUCAUGUUAAAGGGAGAGUCUUGGUAGCGUUGGCUGAUGGGACAUUGGCGAUCUUCCACAGAGCCAUUGCAGACGGCCAGUGGGAUUUAACCAACUACCACCUGCUGGAUCUGGGCCGGCCUCAUCACUCUAUCCGCUGCAUGACGGUGGUCCACGAUAAGGUGUGGUGUGGCUACAGGAACAAGAUCUACGUGAUCCAGCCCAAGGCCAUGAGGAUAGAGAAGUCGUUCGACGCUCAUCCUCGUAAGGAGAGUCAGGUCCGACAGCUGGCCUGGGUCGGAGAUGGGAUCUGGGUGUCCAUACGUCUGGAUUCUACUCUGCGCUUGUUUCACGCACACACCUAUCAGCACCUUCAGGAUGUAGACAUCGAGCCCUACGUCAGCAAGAUGUUAGGUACGGGUAAAUUGGGCUUCUCCUUUGUGAGAAUCACGGCGUUGGUGGUGUCCUGUGGCCGUCUAUGGGUUGGGACAGGAAACGGCGUCAUCAUCUCCAUCCCGCUGUCUGAAGUCAACAAGACGACAGGCAUCAUGCCAAAUCGUCCCGGCACUGCUGUACGGGUUUACUCUGAUGACGGCUCAGACUGUGCCAUGCUAGGCAGCUUCGUACCGUACUGCUCCAUGGCUCAUGCCCAGCUGUGUUUCCAUGGCCACCGGGAUGCUGUCAAGUUUUUUGUUACCGUGCCAGGUCAGGCGAUGCCUCCUCCAGGCACUGUAGAUUCAGGCUCUGAUGAUCCUCCAUCUGAGUCCUCUGACACGACGACAUCCGAGACUAAAACUUUCCUGGUCAUGAGCGGAGGCGAGGGUUACAUCGACUUUAGAAUUGGUGACGAAGGCGGGGAAUUGGACGGUUUAUCAGAGCCUUCAGCCAACCAGCAGUCAGCUCCCACCAAGGCUGAGCAGAGCCACCUCAUCGUCUGGCAGGUCACAACCUCUCAUGAUUAAAGAAAAUCAAAUCACAGACUCGUGUCUACGCCAGGGCCGCCCACCGACCCCCGCAUGCCCUCCUCUGAGUUUUUAAUUUCAUAUUACUGAUCGUUCUUAAUGCCUGAGUAGUCAACUACUUUGUAAAGAAACAUUAUUUUUAGUCCAUGUUUUGUACAGAUUAUGAAUUUGAAAUAGGUAAGGCGAGGUUAACUUAAAGAAUCCGUCCAGGUGUCUCUCCUGCUGGGAUGCAUGUAGGAAAAGCUGGUGCACACAGGAAGAAGGCAAUUGAAGGUGUUAGUUUGUUCAGGUAUGUGUGGAUGAUGUUUGUCGUAAAUGUCUGAAAAGAUUUGGUGUAAAGGAGAAAAAGGGAGACGAGCUCUAAGUGUUAAAAAGGAGCAGGUUUAGUGGAAGUAUAUUUUAUAUUAAAAACACGAGACUUUAACAUUUGUAAACCACGUCUGUUAGAGUGUGAGCAUCUGGUGUGUGUAGGAAUUCACUCAAAUCUCUCAUGAUUAGCGUCCUUAUUAUCAAUAUAGUCUGUGUAUCUUUAGCUCAGUGAAUAACUGUUUCAUUAAUAGAUGUGACAAAAUCAAACAGAAAUUUCUAAUUUUUAUUACAAAGAGAUUUUCUAUUUUGUGGAAAAAGUGGAAGAAUUAUAGCAGCUUAAAUGGUUAUAAUAUAUAAUGUGUGAUCUGUCUGUAGAAAACUUCUUGUGAUCCUCUUCAGAGAAUAUUUUAAGAGAUGCAUCAGCCUCUUUUCUUUAUUUUAGGAUAUAAAUUAUGAUCUUUAUUCUCUACAUUUGUAUCCUUGUAUGACUCAAACCUACUCACUUUAGUUCCUUCAGUUCUCUUCUCCACACAUAAAAACAUGCAUAUAAAGUGCACUCUUUAAAAUCAAAACUAAAUCAUGAUAAAUGUUUGUGAUCUUAAUGCUGAUAAAAAAAAUCAUGUUCAAAAGCAAGGACUGAACAUGAGGUCCACUGACCUCAAUCUUUGGCCUCCAAAUUCUAAUCAGCCUCUCCUUGAGUCAAAGUUUUCAAAGUUCAGGACAAAUCCCUCAGAGCUCUACUACAGUAUCUGGUUCUCAAGAAUGGCUCAGACAGCAAGGACCUAAAGGUGGACCACCUGAAAACUAGUGGUGGGCGGUAAACCGUUAUUAAUAUUGUCAACAUUGUUCAGUCUGAGUCCAGUCAUCAGUGUGUUUAACUCUGACACUAAAGAACAGCCAGAUAACAACCCAAACCUCACCCAUAUGUGUGAAGCAAAGAAAUAAAAGGACGUUUGAUAUCUGUAAUAACAGCAACAAGAAGCGAGUGAGCCCCGUUUGUAGAGCAUCUCUGCAAUUAAUCAAUGACCUUAGCCCAGCACUGCAGUGAUUUUUUAUUAUAACAGCAUUAACAAUUGUCUGUGCUGUUUUAACUGAUGACUUGCUUGUUUUAGGUCCAUCAAUAUUCAAAGAAACAGGCUGCAGUGUUAAAUGAGGUCAGAGGAGCAACAAUAAACACCAUAGCUCUGUACACUCACUAGUGCCUCUGCUAAAGCUGAGUUAAAUCAGUGUGCUCAGACAUGAGAUGAGUGUAUCAUUACAGGUGUGUUUUAGUGGAGAAGAGACUUGUAGACCUGAAUGUACCUUUAACUGGGUUAUCUCUUUUUAUGCAAUACUGUAAUAUAGUAUCAUUACUGCAAAUAAAAUGAAAAAAAAAAAACACUAUAAUAUGAAUUAUUGGCUAUACCACCCAGCUCUGAUCCAUGCUUAUUUUUUAACUGGCUGCCAUUGUUUACCAGCUUGCAGUGCAGCUAAACCAGACCCACAGCUACCGCCUAUUUCUCCUCAAACACACUGAUUGGUCAGGUUAUUCUCAGACCAGGAACAAGCUUGAACCUUUACAGGAUGAAUCCUGAUGACAAACAUGAUGGCUGGACAAUUCAUCGGCUUUGCAAGGUUAAGGAAUAACCAUUUAUUGGCUUAUAUUUACCUGUAUUUAUGCAACAGUAGAAAAGGUUAAGGCCAUGAUAGAUAAAGAAUGUCCACAUUUCCUGUGUGCUUUAACCCUAACCCUAUCUCUACAUACAGACAGCUUUAACUCUGGAGUUACCCCAGUACAGCUGACUGUUACAAACAAUUUAUCCUCACAUUGCAAACAAUAAAAGUUCCUUUCUUUUUUAAGCUUUUGCUCUUCCACUUUUGACUUUAAAAGAGAAAAUCACUUUGCAUUUCAAUUUUAAAAACUCUAGUUUCAAAAGGGAACCAAACAACUUUUUAACAUCUGUGUCAGAUGCAUUUUUUCGUUGACUAAGAGAUACGCAGACUCUUCACCUUUAAGGCCAGGUUUCAAAGUAUAACGCCUACAAUUUAAAGUGUAAUCCACUUACUCUACUGUAUAAACUGAUUAUUAGAAAAGCAGUCUGCAUAAACCAGAGGUAAAUUUAAUGUGCUUUCUUUCUGCAAAAGCAAGAAAAUAAAACUUGGAUUGUUCCUUUAAUAGUGAUUGACCCCAGGGCCAAUAUACCACAUGAUCUAGUUCUGUGAUAUAAAUAAUAAAUAGAGGCUUCCAGUUUCCUGUACUGAACUGUAGGUGAGCAUUAGCCUGCAUGGAGGAAUCCUGUAUCUGUCUGUGUGUUUGUGUGCCUGCUCGGAUGUUUUAAAGCUAAACCCUCGCCUGUGGCGUGAGGGAAAUCUGCCUGUGCCAUCGACGUGGUGCUUCCUGUUUGCUUCAGCUCAUGGGCACUUUAAAAAUUUAGUCGCUUGAGGUUUUGAAGAAAACACCCAUGGUAAUGUAGACGACACUACUGUGUGCUAAUUCUAUGAAGGGAACAAAAAGUAGAAGGAUUUGUAGCGAUGUGACAGCCCAGUAACCAAAGGACGAAAGAUGACGCACCGUGAAACUGAAAACUACAAACUUUUAUACUUUUAACGUCAUGAGAGUCUGUUGAGGGAAUUUGUUGUGUACUUUCAGGGAGUCAUGAUGUCGGGAAAUAAACCUGAAAAGGGAAUCUGAAUGAGUAGAAGACAUUUUUGUGGCAAUUUCACUGCAAAAAUCAAAUCUUACAGAGUGUAUUUGUCUAAUGUCCAAUCAAAAAUAGGUAAAACACUAAUUAUCAGCCCCAUUCAACUGACUUGUCCAGAUAAACUUCUUAUGAAGAGACAUAAAAACACAAAUAUAAUUGAUUCCAGUGCAUCAAGGAGAUUUUAUUCAUGAAGUUUGAAGACUAUCUAAACCCCAAAAUAUCAGCUGAGGUUAAGCUACCCUUGAAUUAAAAAAAAAAAAAAAACUUUAAAAGGUCAUGGAAAGGUCUGGGAGGGAGGGGAUAAAGACAGGCCCAGUCCCUCCUCCUCUCCCUUAUCAGCCACAACAUCAUUCAGUCUAUGCUGCUUUUUAGAUUUGGUUAUCAGCCAUAAUGUCAGAACUGUUCAAGUUAGACUUUCCAAAAGCUACCUGGGAGUGAAUUGGUGAAAAGUUUGUAUUUUAUCCAUUUAAUUUUACGAAAAGCAUGGUUUAUUCACAAUGCCCGGUAACAACACUGCAUUACCCAUCCUAGAGUAACAUAACGGCAUCUCUGAUUGGUAGAGCCCUCCUUUAUUUGCAUAACUUCCACAUUCUGCUGCUACUAGUAACUUGAUAAGCGACAGACAAAUGUUUUAACAGCUUCCCAGGCAGUCUGACGACUCCAAGCGAGCUAUGCCAGUAGAGCAGGCACGUUGUGUCGUAUAGCUCAAGGUAGCCCCAGACACACGCCACAAGUUUCUCCUCUAUUGUCCCGUUGAAUGAACCUCCUUCCCUCCAGGCUGGGCCUUCAGAGAUCCUCGAUGUUGAAUGCAGCACAAAUUUGCGUCAUUUGCACGAAUUACUCAGUUCACAAUUUGUGCCACACAUUUGCGGCGUUUGUGUUGCCUAGUGUUUUUGGCCUUGCAUGUAAUUAACUUGCAGAAAUGAUUUUCGUGUCCGGUGUGCUCACGACCUGCAUGCUCAGGAGAGCAGGGAUGGGAGGUGUGUCCAGGACCUGGUGAGCUGGGAGAAAACCUGGAGAGAUGGCAGAUGUGCUUGGCACCACCCUGGACGUUGGCCAUCAGAAGGCCAGAGCAGUCCAGGACUGAGGUUGAUGCAGCAGAGUGCCGAUCCUGCAUAUGCUCUCAUACCUCGGCUGAUUUAUUCGCAAUCAUGGGCAACAGCACAUUACCAGCAGUUCUAGAAAAACUCAGCAGUUACUAAGCAAUUUCUCUGAUUAGUGAAGGCUGCCUUUACCCAGAAAUUUUGGCUGUCGGCUUUUACUAGGGAAGUUAACAGUCAAAAAACAUGGGCAGCAAAAAUGUAGGAUUUAAAGACUUUGUGCUAAAAUGUUCAGAUUUGGCCUCUAACAGAUCAACAGCGCUAUUAAAGACCCGUUUACAUCGGUCUGUCUGUAGACAGAAGAAGAAGAAUUAUCAGCCUUAUUUUUCCCUUAUAAACUCUUACGGUGUUUAUCUGGACUUUUCAGGUGAAUGUUGCUCACGUGAUUAAAGUGUUAUUAGAGAUUUAUGAUGAGAUUUUAGACAAGUACCCUCCCUAAUAUUUGUUUUUUUGCAGUGUUUUAGUGGAAAGUGCUCACAGCACUAAAUGGAGUCUUUCCUUAUUUCUCCGUCAUUCCUCGUUUGAACAUUUAGAGGCCCAAAAGGAAAAUGUUGUCCUUUUUUUUGUCAUGCUGAGCAUCCUGAGUGUUUUGUAUUCAUAUGUGAGACUCAAUUAUGAAAUAAUGACUGUAACAUGAUAGCAGGAUACCAAUAAUAAGACGCUGUUUUAAUUAGUUUUUAUAUCUGACAUCGUGGGCCAAGGUUGCUCUCCAGUCCAUUUCAAAAGUGACUUUUUCUUGUGUUUUUGCCAUUCCAGUAUUUAUUUUCUUUGUUAUGGAGCCAGUCUUGGUUCAGAAUGUAACUUUCUACAUGAACAAAAUAUAAAAGAAGGCUAUUGUGAAGAAAAUAGUCGAUACGUUUACGUGAUUGUUCAUGAAAUAAAGAAAUUCAUGCCAUCUUGUUGGGAAUUUUUGACGAACCAUGAGAUCAAUGUGUGUAACAAUAACUUGGUUUUGGAAUAACAUUCAUGUACUAAGCUAUGCAUGUUUUUUUAAGGAAUACUGCUAUGUUUUCAGCUCAGUCUCUGUUUAUUGCCACCGUUUUGGGUGGGGUGGAUGUCUCUGUGCGUGUUUGAGUUUGAGCGCUGGACACAUUUGUCUGUGUGUGUUUGGUUUAGUGUGAUGUGUGUGUGUGCUCACUGAACGUCCAUCUGUAAACAGAGAUCGGUCACAUCUACACACUGUACCGGCUUCUCUCUGACGGUGGUUCCUCCUGGUCAAUGUGUGCUAAAAAUAGCAUCAUAGCCUUAUUUUUAACAACCUAUUAAAAUCAGUUUCAUGGA
Messenger RNA from Cheilinus undulatus (humphead wrasse), 9429 nucleotides. It is a transcript of the gene spag9a, whose product is annotated as sperm associated antigen 9a. Gene Ontology annotation, cellular component: cytoplasm. Bases 192 to 4058 code for a protein of 1288 amino acids. NCBI's taxonomy places the organism in Eukaryota, Metazoa, Chordata, Actinopteri, Labriformes, Labridae. The transcript is spliced from 31 exons. Gene Ontology annotation, molecular function: signaling receptor complex adaptor activity; JUN kinase binding; kinesin binding. The record is from RefSeq and is a predicted model, not a curated record. Gene Ontology annotation, biological process: vesicle-mediated transport.